AUGUACUCGACGGUCCUUAUUGUUGGCGCUGGCGAGAGCGGUCUCUGCAUGGGAGCCCAGCUCAAGAAACAGCUCAAUGUCGACGACUUUGUUAUCUACGAACGACAUGGCGAUAUAGGCGGUACUUGGUAUACGAACAAAUAUCCAGGUGUGGCCUGUGAUGUGCCGGCUUUAUGUUAUUCCUACUCAUUUUAUAGGCAUCCUGGAUGGUCGGCGUUCUACCCACAAGGCCCCGAACUUCACGCCUACUUUACAAAAUUUUGCGACGACAACGAUCUCCGUCGCCACUGUACCUUCAACACCGAAGUCGAAACCGCUGUCUACGACGAAUCAAGAAAAAUAUGGUCCGUGCGACUACGACGUCGUCCUGUCGCAGACUGGGAAUUAAAAACUGGGUCUCAAGAUAAAAAGUUACAUACCAUCGGAAACGUCGGUGAUACCUGGACUCACGAAUGUAAAAUAUUUAUCUCCGCGGUCGGUGGACUCGUUGAACCCAGUACCAUUGAUAUCAAGGGUAUGGAGGGUUACCAGGGGAAGAUAUUCCAUUCGGCUUAUUGGGAUCAUACCGUUGAUCUGGAAGGGAAGGAUGUCGUAUUGAUCGGUAACGGGUGUACAGCCGCUCAAAUCAUGCCCGCUAUAGAACCCCAGGUCAAAUCCGUCACUCAGAUAGUCCGUUCUUCGCAUUGGAUGCUUCCUCGUCCGAAAUUCCCGGGUAUAAGCCCAGACACCUACGAGACAUGGUCGCCCAGAAUAUUCCGCUACCUCCCGGGUUCGCAAACCAUCGCCCGGGCACUCGUAUUCACCAGCAUCGAAGCCGGUUGGCUAGCCUUCCGAAAUGGAAAACUAGGAGAACGCAUUCGAGCAGCGCAAGAGAAACAUAGUAUAGCUCAUGUCAAACGUAAUGCACCGGAGAAGUAUUGGAAUCUAUUGAUUCCAACUUUCCCAAUUGGUUUCAAAAGACGGAUUUAUGACGAUACCUACCUCCCGGCCUUAAAAUCCAACAAAGUAACAUUAACAAAGGACGAAGUCACCCAUCUAUCCGAAAACGCCAUUCAUACAGCAUCAGGGGCAGAAUACAAAGCGGACGUAGUAAUCAUGGCGACAGGUUACAAAACUAACGAGUGGAUAGCACCCCUUGACGUUGUCGGUAGGAAAGGCGAAACUUUAUCCCAACAUUGGGGGAAAAUGGGGGGUCCCGCAGCAUAUAACUCUACCGCUGUAUCUGGGUUUCCAAAUUUCUUUAUGAUCUUUGGACCCAACUCUGUAACCGGACAUACUAGCGUUAUUCUGGCGACGGAGAACAUGUGUCAAUAUGCUUUAAACAUUGCUAAGCCCGUGUUGAAGGGGGAUGCGAGUGAGGUGGAGAUCAAGCAAGGCGCCGAGGUGGAGUAUAGUAAAUGGGUUCAAGAGAAAAUGAAGGAUACAGUAUUUAAUACUACUGGGAAGAAGGACAAGACUUGGUAUGUAAGAGAUGACGGCUGGAACUCGACAACUUAUCCCCGUUCCCAAAUCCACUUCACCUACCGCACAUAUUUCCCCGUCUACAAGGACUGGAUGAUUAAGAAAACCAACCAAGGAAUCUGGAAGACUAGGGUUCGGAAGAUGCUAGUUAUAUUCCUAAUCUUUGGCUUCGGCGGAGCGAAUCUUUGGCUGAGGAAUAGAGGUUUGAGCUUUACGGAUAUUACGAAGAUCGGGGCUGUACUGCUGGCUGAUUCGUUGGACAAAUUGGCUGGAGUUUUGAGGGCGGGUAUCCAGUAG
This is a messenger RNA of Orbilia oligospora ATCC 24927, 1758 nucleotides long. RefSeq lists its product as uncharacterized. The transcript is spliced from 6 exons. Lineage: Eukaryota; Fungi; Ascomycota; Orbiliomycetes; Orbiliales; Orbiliaceae. The record is from RefSeq and is a predicted model, not a curated record. The coding region runs from base 1 to 1758 and encodes 585 amino acids.